Molecule: messenger RNA, 2327 nt
Organism: Zophobas morio
Lineage: Eukaryota; Metazoa; Arthropoda; Insecta; Coleoptera; Tenebrionidae
Product: meiotic recombination protein REC8 homolog
Exons: 12
Coding region: 96-2126 (676 amino acids)
Biological process (GO): sister chromatid cohesion; replication-born double-strand break repair via sister chromatid exchange
Cellular component (GO): cohesin complex
Molecular function (GO): protein binding; chromatin binding
Source: RefSeq, a predicted model, not a curated record
UCAGCUCUGCAAGUUUCUUGUGCGCGUCCCUUUGUUGUACUCCAAAAGUCGACGAAGCUCUCCAGUUUAAAACCAAGUAAAAAAAAUUAACCGAGAUGUUUUUCAAUUUGAUUUUAUUGAAUCGUCAACACCAGGCUCGGUUUGGUUAUGCUUGGAUUGCAGCUACCCUUGGCAUCAAGCGUUUAGCCAGGAAAGAUGUCCUUGCAUUGGACAUCUGCAAAAUAUGCGACGAAAUUGCCCAGUAUGUCUGUUCGGAGUCCGAUUCACCUCGAUCGCGCUUUUCCCUUCGACUAUCAGCUGUGUUGAUCAACGGAAUUACGAAGAUUUACAGGCAAAGGGCUGUUUAUUUUAUGGAGGACUUGGUUAAGUUUAUGACAAGCAUAUCGAGGCCUGCAGUGGUGGUUCUGCAUUUUUCACCUGAGGAAGGUAUGUUUCCGACUCCUCCAACUCCUGUUCCAAGGAAGAAAGGUAAGAAGCGACGUUUACCUUCUGAAGUGAGUACUCCCCAAAGCCAGAUUGAUAGACUUGUGAGUAGCAUAGUGGCUAAAGAAAACACACAAGUGGAGGCUAUUGUUGCUCCAGAAUCCCUCAUACUCCAAGCACGGGCUGAUGAAGUAACAUUACAUGAAGGACAGGUACAGCGUGAGGCUACUGGUGAUGAAUUUGGGAUGCUGGGAGUUCUGCCAACUGAGGAAGAUUUAAUAAGAGAUAUCUCACAACUGGAAGAACCUAGGCCCCAAUCAUUCUUAGCUCUUCAGCCAAAGGAAGAAUUUCCAGAACCAUCCGCCGCAACAAUUUUGCCACUAACUCUAUCAGAAGAACCACCUAGAAAACAACCAGCAAGAGUACCAACGUCUACUUCUUCAUCUGAACCGGAAGUCGCUCCGGUGACAAUAACAGUAGAAGCUCUCAUUCAUGCACCCGCAGAUAUAACAAUACCACCGGCAGGUCCACCAAGAGUACGAGGGCGCCGUGCACCGACCCAGCCUUCUGAAAUUAUAAGCGAAAUCGUACCAGUUAGUGAAAUCACACAGGUACCGACAGAAGAAGUGCUUGCCGUUCCACAAGAACAAAGAGUUUCAAUAGAAUUAACAGAAAGAGUGCGACCGCGUUCGGUUGUGGUAGCGAUGCAGGAGGAGGCUGUGACGCAAAGAGAUAAAAAGAUUGCUACUCGUAAGGAGAAAAUAGAUAAAGAUCUAAAAAAAAUAUUAAUUUCGAUUAAACCUAGACGAAUGGUCCGAAUUGAUCGCUGUGAACCUAAAGAAAUAGAAUGGAUUGACAUAAAUCCCUGUCCAUUACCCCAAUUUAAACUAAAAACCCCAAAUACGACAAACUUGUUAGAUAUGUAUCUAAUUGGAGAACCGAUCGAUUUACAAAUGCGCCACAAAGUCUCACAGGGAAGUUUAGAACGCUCUGCCAGUUUGAGAAGAAAGUCGGGACGUAUGACACCCCCUGCUGAGCUUUCUGGAGAUGGAAGGGAGGUACCGCCUGUGGCCGAACGAGUCGAGGAAUCUUCACUAAUUCCAGAAAUACGGAUUUCUGAAGUUGGACAGGUUCCAGGUGAGGUUUUGGUAUCGAUUGUUGAAGAGCAAGUGAUGAUUGAAACUCCUAAAGUUGCUACCGAAAGUCGAGUGGAAGUGAUUCCGCCGUUGAUGGCGUCCACACCUGUGAGAAGAAAAAGCACCGAAAUAGAACAAAAAACUAUCGAAGAAGUGAUGGCUGCACCAGCAGAAGAACAUCUGCUAGAGUCUCCUAGAAAGAAACGAAGGCUUUUCCUUGAGGUUGAAGCCCAGCCUGAAGAUCUAGAUUUUAUAACUAUACCGAGUGAGAUAAUAUCGCGCGAAUUAACAUCUGAGGCUGCUUUGUUUACUCAGGAAUCCUUUGACUCUGUACCAUUGCCUUUGUUGACCACUCAGAAGCGUCAGCAAGAAAUUGUCAACAAAGUAUUCAGUAGAGGACGUUUGACGCUAGAAGAGAUUUGUCAAAGACCUAUUAAUAGACUCAAUAUUGCCCGGGCUUUCAACGAUAUUCUCAUUUUGUGUAAACACCGUUAUGUGACGCUAAUACCUGAAGAUGAUUCAUCGGAAUUCAAGUUCGUGGAAAGGGGAUCUAAAAUGGGUCAUUAAGAUUUUUUCGUUAUUAAAAAUUAAAAUUAUUUUAAUAUAUAUAUUUUAAUAAGUUAAAAAAUUGCUUAUAUUUUGAUGUUACGUUUUGUGUAUUAUUUAUUUAUUUAUUUAUUGUUCAGCAUGUACCUAUGUAAUGUGUUCGUUGUUGUAUAAGACUUGGUUUGUAAAAUGUUCUCAUCACUAUUAAAUGUUUUGUAAGUA